AUGGCGGACAUGAAGAAUGGUAUUUCGGAGGAAAUGGAGAGGGACGAGUGGAGAAAGCGAAUAAAGUCUUUCGUGACAAAAGUCUACUCGAAGUCGCUCCCAAAUAUGAUCUUUUCCGUCAUUGGGGACUCUGACAACUUGAUUCCAAAGCCCUGGCCAAGAUCACGCCUUCAGCAGUCUUUGACCUAUGCAGCAAAGGCCGCAGGGAAUUGCUUGAUACUGAGUAAAGGAGAGUCCCUUAAAGUCUCCAGAAUAGUCCGUGAGAUGAUGGAAGAAUAUAUCUACCUAGAAAAACCUGCAAAAUCUAAUCUCAGACUGAUAUCCGUCCCUUCUAAGCAUAUGGAGGACAAUAGUCUGUACUUUGAUUUACCAGAGGUCGCAGAGGUCGAGGAGAAACAGAGUAAAGAGGAUCAGAACAAUGAGGAAAAGAACCAAGAUGAGGAGGAAGAGAGAUUUGAGGUUGACGGUUUCUUUUACAAACUCAUUGCCGACUCUGCGGAUGAAGAUUAUAUUGAGUUUAGGUUUGAGCUAGAGAGGACUUUGGAGAUGCCGGAAGAUGAAGAAAGGGUGGCCUUAGCCAUUAUUCUAGUGGAGGGAGAUUUGUCGACUGUGGAUCAUGUAAAAUUAGCCACUGAGAGUGGAAUACCAGUCGUGUUAGUCAAAGGAACAGGCGGGUUGGCAGAUCUCCUGUCGAUUUCUAUGGAUCUGUUAAAUGACGGAAAGGAUAUGGAAUUAAGAACACUGCUUCCAACUUUAUUUGGGAUUGAUCUGGAUGACACUGAUCAUGAGAUUGAAGAACUGGAAAAAACUUUGAGAACUAUUUUUGAAAGCUCUUACUUAAUAGAUUCCUUCGACCUUCUUGAAAAAAAUGAGGAACAAUUCGCGGCUGUUGUGGGUGAACUGGUGCAGAAGUCCUGGUUAUUAGAAACAGGUCCCAGUAAGAAGCAAAGUAACAAAAAUAGCAGACAAGUAAAGAAUAUAAAGAACAAAGCACGAAAUCGUAAGAGCUCUUAUGCAAUGGAACAAAAUUGGAAAAGGGUGAAGAAACCGUGGCGCAUGGCAGAAGAACUCGAAACCCUCAACUUCCCAACCUUCUCUUCCCCAUUUUCACUUCCACUGGACCUCUUCUUCCGUUAUUCUAAGUUUAUUCAACUUCAGAAGGGAAAUUCCUCCUCGAAGCAAGAGGAGCAAGUUGCAAAAGAAGCACAGGAUUUGCUAAAUACUGCUCUACUUACCAAUAGAACAGAUUAUGUAGACGCUCUUCUGGACUUGAACUUUCAAAUGUCAUUAGAUCAAAUUGGCGAGCUGUACAAGCUUGCAUUGCCUGCAAUUUGUACAGAAAAGAGUGACUCGUCAGGAAUGCGCUGGAUUUUGAUGGAAAUGGGUGGGAAGGAAAAGCUGGCAAAGCAUCUGUUUGAAGGUGAAAAAGACUGUCACAAAAUUGCAGAGAAGAUGUGUAAACGUCUUCUUAAUUAUAUAAAAACUGAUGACCACAGAUUAUCUUUGAACUGUAAGACCACAAGAAGGAAGAAAUACGUAAAUCGACAAUAUUUCCUACAGGCGGUCCUUCUGUGGUCAUUACUUACCCACAGGACGGACAUAGCUACUCUGAUCUGGAGAAGGGUGAACAAUCAACUCUAUACAGGACUUGUGAGUGCAUUGAUUCUCGAAAAGAUGUCCACCAUAGCCAGACUGAAAGAUGAGAAGCUAGCAAUGAAGCUACAGGAACAGUCAAAAGUUUUCAGAAGUCGGGUACUAUGCAUGAUGGACAAUCUUUAUCAGACAGAUGAAAUACUUUCAUUUGAAAUUUUGGACGAAUUAGAUACUGUCUGGACUAUCCAAGCACGCCCUCUAUCAUUUGCAUAUGAGUCGAAGAUGUAUGAUGUCAUAGCCCAUCCAUGUUCGGUUGGUCUCUUGGACAAGAUAUGGUAUAAUGGUCUCAUUCCAAGCGGGACAAGAUUUUGCACAGAUUUUUUGAAACAACAUAGGGACGCCAUUCGAGCUCCUUGCCUCCACUUCGUUCUACAUUACAUUUUCUUUGGAAUCGUCCUUCUCCUAUACAGCUAUAUCGUGCUGACACCUUUGAAGAUGUACGAUGAUACGCCGACGUCUUUAAAAGUGUGUGAAUUUACCCUUUACCUUUGGACCGGACUAGAUUUCCUCAAUGACAUCGUCAGCGUUCUGGGGUUUUUUGGCAGAAGAAAGGAAACCAUGAGAAAAUGCUUAUAUAGAUUUUGCUCUCGAUUAAAUGACAUGUGGAAGGCUUUGGGGUUCGUUUGUGCCAUCCUUGUCUUCUUCACUGUGUCAUCAAGGCUGAAAUCAACUGAGACUUUCACAAUGGCCACUCGCUUCUCAGCACUUUUACUGCUGUUCUCGUAUCUUCGGUACAUGCGUGUGUUCGUCAUUCACCGAUACACGGGAAUUACCUUCGUUUUCCUAAAACAUAUGCUCCUUAAUCUGAUGCGGUUCUUAAUUACAAUUGCGUUCUUUGUGCUGGGGGUAGGAAUUUUCAUUGAGGCUCUGGUGCAUCGGAACGAGCAAGAUCUGUUCCCUGGGAAAUGGUAUGAGUGGCGGGUCUGGCGAAUCAUAUAUUAUCCAUACUACCAGUAUUAUGGAGAAGUGUUCGAUGAUUUUCUCGGCAUAGACAAACGCAACGAAGAAGUUGAUUGGAGCGUGAAAGCCGUUUUGGCAAUACAUAUGAUGGUGGGAAAUCUUCUCAUCGUGAACUUAAUUAUCGCCCUUUUUACGACAACGUAUGAAAAAGUUCUUCAGAAAUCUGGACUCAUUUGGCAGUAUGAAAGGUACCACGUGAUUCAGGACUUCAGACACAGGGCAUUUGGAAACCUUCAUUUCAUCAAUCCAUUUCCCCUAAUGAAACACUGCACUAGGAGACACGAAUAUUCUUAUGUGGAAAAGGAAUUGAAACGUGAGCGCGAACGCCAGGUUCUUCAGUAUAUCAUGGCUGGGAGAUCCCUGGAGAAAUGAGAAUGACCAACACAUAACAUUCAAACCAAUAGACCUAUGUCUCUGUGACAGGUUCAUUUUUUAAUCUGUAUAACAGUUGUCUUGAACAUGUACAUAAUUUUAUGGAACAUAAGUAUAUUUCUCCUUUCAACAAAUAAUUUUAUGCAUUUGUGAUUGAAGAUUUUUUUUUUGUUGCUCUGUC
Saccostrea echinata is the source of this 3166-nucleotide messenger RNA. RefSeq lists its product as uncharacterized. NCBI's taxonomy places the organism in Eukaryota, Metazoa, Mollusca, Bivalvia, Ostreida, Ostreidae. Bases 1 to 2985 code for a protein of 994 amino acids. The record is from RefSeq and is a predicted model, not a curated record. The transcript is spliced from 21 exons. Gene Ontology annotation, biological process: monoatomic cation transmembrane transport. Gene Ontology annotation, molecular function: monoatomic cation channel activity.